Messenger RNA from Musca vetustissima, 1744 nucleotides. RefSeq lists its product as uncharacterized. Bases 18 to 1658 code for a protein of 546 amino acids. NCBI's taxonomy places the organism in Eukaryota, Metazoa, Arthropoda, Insecta, Diptera, Muscidae. The transcript is spliced from 6 exons. Gene Ontology annotation, cellular component: cytoplasm. The record is from RefSeq and is a predicted model, not a curated record.
UUUGCAAACGGGAAAAGAUGGAAACUCAAACUCAAAACACUACUCCAACUCCUGCCGAGGCAGCCACUACCAAUGGCGGCAACGCAACUCAAGAAGUCUCGUCCACAACUCAAUCUGUGGAACCAACCAAGCGUUCACUUCGCCUACAAACUUGGAAGAAAUUCAAAGAAGCAAACUUAGGUCUUCAAAGAGGCGGAAUUUUCAAUCGUAUGCCCGCAUUUGUGGACAGCGAUAAGGCCGUCACUUUGUUGACCGAAACCGAAGAAUUUAAAAAAGCCAAGGAAGUCAAAAUUCAAAUUGAUCGUGCAUUAAAUGGCGCCAAAUUGCAAACAUUGAAUGCUGGCAAGAAUUUGUAUUUGCCCAGCACUCGCAAAAGCAAAGCAUUAUUCUUGAAGGUCGAAGUACCAGCCGAGGCUGACGACGAGAAAAAGAAUGAAAUUUUGAACGUCAGAAAUGUCGAAGAAUAUCGUACCGAAAUCGGUCUUGACAACAAAGUUGUUUUGGAUAUGGUUAUCAUUGGUUCGGUAGUCGUAUCUCGUGAUGGUUAUCGCCUUGGUCGUGGCAAUGGCUUCAUUGACUUGGAUAUUGGCCUUCUCAUUGAGGCUGGUGCUAUUACACCAAACACACUUAUUGUCACCUUGGUCCAUGACGCUCAGGUUGUUGAUAAUUUGCCAACAAAUCUCUUCCAGAAACACGAUGCACCUGUUGACCUAAUUGUAACACCAACUGAGGUAAUUCGUGUUGCCAAACGUCCACCACGUCCCACUGGUUUGUUCUGGGAAUUGAUUUCUGAGCGCCGCCUCAAAGCUGUACCUGUACUUGAAUCGCUUAAAGAAGCUCAGGAAAAAGAAGGUAAAAUUAUCACACUCAAGGAAGAAGAUACAGAUGUUGAGCACAGUCGCAAUCGCCGCCGCUUCCCACGUCGUCGUUUCGGCAAUCGUGGACGUUAUCCACGCCGUACUGUAUCGCAAAAUAAUGCCACCGAUCAACAACAAGGCGAUAAUGCUCAACAGCAAAAACGCAAUCCCUCUCGUAGAAGACGUUUCGUUAACCGCCGCAGGCGUCCAACAAAGUCCGAAGGUGAUCAAUCUGGCGUUGAAUCCAAGAGCCAAGAACGCAAAUCCGAUGGUGGAAACAGAAGACUGAGACAACGCAGAAACCGUCCAAAACGUGAUUUCUCAGUUAAACUCACCAAUAUCUCACGUGAAGUGCGCGUCAAGGACUUGAAGACUGAAUUGCGCAAACGUCAAUGCCAGCCAUUGGCUAUUACAUGGAAGGGAAGUUAUGGUCGUUGCUAUUUACACUUUGGCAAUCGCAAUGGCACUCCCAGCACCGAAGAAGAUAUGAACAAAGUGUUGGAAUCCUUGAACAACCUCUCGCUGACCGUUACACCACCCGAAAAGAACACAGCUGAAGGUGGUGCAACAAAUGGCGGCGAAGAAGGCGGUGCAACCGAUGCCAACAACACCGCAGCACCCAAAGUUGUUAAUGUCAAUGUUCAGCUGAUCAAGUACGAUAAGGCGGCAAAGAAAACCGGUGAUUCCGCAAAUGCUGCUCCUGGAGCCGGUGCCGAUGCCACUGUUAACGGUGGUGAGGCAGCCGCUGGCGGUGAUGCCAGUUCGGCACGCAUUGAGUCUGUCGAUACCACAACGGUAUAGUGUGAGAUGCGAGCUGUUUUAAAACGGCUAUAUUUUUGGUUUGGAUAUUUGGAAGCGUGCAUUUUAGCCUCAAAUGGAGAAAUAUA